AUGUCACUGACCACCGAAUUCCCUUCUAUAUCAACCAAAGCCAACCCUGGGCAGGCACCCGGUGGGCUAGGGAAGGGUCUCUUCGCAUCCACUAAUCUCAAAACCGGUGAAGAUGUCCUGAGCAUCCAAAACCCCUUUGUAGCGGUUCUUGAGACGCCAAGGCUAGACGAUACAUGCUCGGGAUGCUUUGGCAAGAGGCAAUUAGAGAAUGCGGAUGCGACUUUGAAAGCGUGUACGGGAUGUCAAGUGGUCGAAUACUGUGAUAGAACAUGUCAAUCUAAGGACUGGAAGGCCGCGCAUUCGCUGGAGUGUUCUAUUUACCAGAAGCUGAAACCUCGUGUCCUGCCUAUUAAUGCGAGAGCUAUCCUGCGCAUCGUCCUGCGCAGUCAGCGUCGGAAGUGCACGCCCCAGGAGAUGGACUUGUUUCUUCAACUUGAGACUCACGUUCAGGAUAUUCAGCGUGAGAAUCCAGCGCAGCUCGAACGUAUCGGGCUUUCGGCCAAGGCAGUUAAAGUCUAUUCUGGCACGGACGUGAAGGAGGAAACGAUCUCGGCAUUUGGGGCGAAGCUUGAUUUGAACUCGUUCAACAUGACGAGUCCAUUGUAUGACCGGAUCGGUCUCUACUUGCAUCCAUUCGCCGCCCUUAUCAACCACAGCUGCGACUACAACUCUGUCGUCGGGUUCGACGGCCACCAGCUGUUCGUGAAAGCUAUCCGUCCUAUCCAGAAAGACGAGCAGAUUUUCAUAUCCUACGUCGACACCACGAAUCCAUAUAAUCUCCGUCGCGCCGAGUUACGCGAGAGAUACUACUUCGACUGCCGGUGUUCGAAAUGCGAACAAGGCCCCGAUGGACCGGCCGACAAGUUCCCUAACACAUCAUCACCACCGGACCCCUCAGUCCUCGAAACAGUCGGCAAACAAGCCCAUGAGAUCCUCGAAUCCGCAUCCUCCCUAGACAUCGACCCCUUCGAAUCCAUCCCCCAGCUCGAAUCAGCCAUGCGCUCGCUCAGCCAAACGUCCCCGCCCUGGCCCAUCACCCGACAACCAUACGUCUCCCUUCGAGACCAAUUAAUCACCACCCUCCUCGCCGCGGGAUCCUUCAAUGCGGCCUUCAUCCACUGCGCUAUCCGUCACCUCCGCAUCGACCCCGUCGUGUAUCCUAACGCCUCCCACCCCCUGCGCUGUCUACAUGCCUGGACGCUCGCGAAACUAGCGAUCCAUCUCUCGCAGGGCAUGGAACCGCCAUCGUCCUCGGACGUGAUCCCACUGGACCAGUUCGGGCUAGAUUUCAGUCUGCUCAUUUGGUCCAUGCUAAGUGAUCUGGUUAACCGGGAGGCGGAGUGUUGCACGGUGCCGAGCUUCAAGAGCAUGGUGAGGGGAGCGUUUGGGGAGGUGCAUAAUGAGUUUCGGGUUAAUAGGUUGGAUCCGAGGAUGAUGGGGAUGGGGAUUAAGAGGGAGUGGGAGAAGAUGGGGAGGUUGGUGGAUGAGGCGGUUGCGAAGGAAUAA
Aspergillus melleus is the source of this 1506-nucleotide messenger RNA. Its product is annotated as S-adenosylmethionine-dependent methyltransferase. Lineage: Eukaryota; Fungi; Ascomycota; Eurotiomycetes; Eurotiales; Aspergillaceae. The coding region runs from base 1 to 1506 and encodes 501 amino acids. The transcript has 3 exons. Gene Ontology annotation, molecular function: protein binding. Gene Ontology annotation, cellular component: nucleus. The record is from RefSeq and is a predicted model, not a curated record.